AUGGAAGAAACAACAAGCAAAACUCUAACUUGUGAUUUAAAUCAUUUAAAGAAACUUAAUUUCUACUUAAAUGAAAAAAAUAGAAAAAGAAUAGAAAAUUUACAGCAAUUGAUUUCUACAUCAUCAUCUGAAGAUAUAAAAAAUGUUUUAAAUCGUCAAUAUGAACUAUUAAUGAAGAAGCAGAGAAAAUAUUUCAUUUCCUCUACUAAUAUGCGAUAUAAAGAAACACCCUCAGAUCUGAAAAAAUUUGCUAUGAAUAACCUUGCAUUUGGGGACGAAUGUUGGAUAUCCACAUACAAAAAUGAAAUAAUUGAUUCUUUAAAUAAGCAUCAAAUCAUAAUUAUUAAAGGUGAGUCUGGUUAUGGGAAAAGUACCAGAAUACCAUUAUACGUUCAAGAGAUAAAUGAAUUUUGCCAAGGAAAAAAAAUUGCUAGUUGUCAACCUAAUUAUAUCAAUAUAUUAAGUUUAUCAUCCUAUAUGUCAACUUACUACAAAAAUAAACUUAACUUGAAAAUUGGAUAUGUCUUUGGAAAGGAGAAUACUGUAAAUAACGAAACAAACAUAGUAUUUACAAACUGUCAGAGUCUGUUACAAGAAUGUAUUCGUACUCCAUAUCUGUCAAAAUAUUUUUGUAUAAUAAUUGAUGAAUAUUUUCUUCAGAGUGCAGAGGCUGACUUGCUACUUUUGCAUAUGAAAGAAAUACUUCAACAAAGAUCAGAUUUCAAACUGAUUCUUAUUAAUCCUGCAUUUGAUAUUACUGAUUGUAAAAGCUAUUUUAAAGAUAAGCAAGAUGUAAUUACAAUGAUUUCGCUACCAUCCUUAACAUUUCCAGUGAAAACAGUUUAUAACACUAUUAGCAGCGAUAAAACUAAAUGUGUAGAAAAAUGUGCACAAUUAAUAAAGUUUAUUAACAAUAAUAAACUGGAUGGAAACAUACUGAUUUUUCUCCCUAGUACAAAAGAAAUGGAAAGCUGCUGUGAAAUGGUAAAAAAUGUAUUAAAAGAUAGAGUUGAAUAUCAUAUUUUACAUAACAUGAUGAAUCAAGAAGAAAUAUUUAAUUUGUAUGCAUUUUCAAAUAUUAGAAGGAAAGUUAUUUUUGCAAACCAAUGUGCUGAAUCCUUAUGGUUACCUAAUAUUUCUUAUGUUAUAGAUUCCGGUAAGUUAAAAGAAAGUAAAUAUCAAUCAGAAAAAGAAUCAUAUAUUAGUAAAUUCAACUCAGAGAGAAGAAAGAACCUUGCUGGGUGGUCAUUAAAAAACUGUUGUUAUAGAAUUUACACUUCUGAUACUUUGGAAGAAAUGCUGGAAAUGCCAAUACCAGAUAUUUUAAAAAUAGAACCAAGCCAAUUACUUUUAACCUUAUAUCGUUACAAAAUACCAAAUCCUAUUGAUGCAACAUUCAUAUCUUUGCCAGGUAACGAACAUAUUAAAGCAGGAUUAAAUAAAUUAAUAAAAAGUAAAGUAAUUAAAUCAAAUUCUUUGACUACUCUCGGAGAAGAUAUGAUUAAUUAUAUGCCCAUGCAAACUUCUCAUGCAAAAUUAAUUGCAUUAGGUAGAGAAAGGGGAAUUGAAUUUGAAGCUGUAAUGAUUCAUACAAUAUCGUCACUUAAAAAUCCAAUUUUUAUGACUAUUGGAGAAUCAAAAGAUAUUGGUAAAUUAAAAUUUUUUCAUCGUUAUGGUGAUUAUUUUGCAGUUUUCGAUGUUUAUUUUAAUUGGAUAAAACAAGUUAAUAAAGAAAGAUGGUGUGAAGAAAAUGGAAUUAAUCACACUGCAGUAACUUAUUUGCAUGGAAAAAUAGAUGAUACAUGUAAAGUUUUUGGAAUAAAACCUAAAGAGAUUUUGUCAAAUCUUGAUGUAGUCUAUGAAUUAAUAUGCGAAUGUUUCAUUGAUAACUUUUGCACUUACUCGGGUCAUUCUACACUUGGUUAUCAAUCAUUGGAAAGUGGAAAAAUUUUACAUAUUCAUCAUUCUUCUGUAUUAUUUCACAAAACAGCUAGCCCAGAAAAGUCUGUCGUAUACAGUAAUAUAAUUGAACACAGGAAGAAUAAUUAUAUGAUAAAUAUUACUCCACUUUCUGACUGUUUAUUAGAAAAAUUAAUACAGAAGAAUUUAAUUGGAGAAGUAAAACACACUAAAAAAUUAAUUUCAUCUGAGAUACCAUCGUUAGGAACUAUAUUGCUGAAGGAGUUUCUUCUAAAAGAUAGAAAGCAUCUAGAAAGUUUAGAGAAUAAAAUAAAAACACAUCUCAGAUGUGAUACAGUAAUAAUUGAUGCAUGUGUAGAAAGUGACAGUAUAUUAGUAUAUACGUAUCCAGAAUAUAUCAAUGAAGUGUCAUUAUUUGUUUCUGAUUAUUUAAAAGACUUUUCAAUGAAAUUAAGAUCAAAAGAAGAAAUUAUGACUAUGCAACUUGGACACUUAAGUAUGAAUGUGACAAUGAUCAAAGGAGCAGUUAUAAAACAUAUUAUUUUUUCAGCAAUUAAAAGUAAUGAGGAAGAUACUGUAUCAGAAGAACCAGAAAAUGAUUUUAGUUUUCGAUAUCAAUAUUCCAUUAAUCUUUCUUGGCAGAGACGCCAUUGUCGAGGUGAAGGAUUUGUCGCAUUUUAUUCAUCCGAAGAUUUUGCUGUUGCGCAAAAUUAUUUAUCAUCAAAUCCCAUGGUGGUAGAUGGUGUAAAUGUAAAAGUUUCUCCAAGUAGAAAAGAAGAAAAUCAGUUUUAUAUAGAAGGUCUGAGUUCAAACACUACUAAUGAAUCUCUGAAGGAAUCUGUUGAGAAGUCAUUAUCUGCAAAAAUUAAAGUGAAAGAAGCUUCCAUUGUUCUGGCUCAAGAAUUUACUACCACCUCAGACGAAAUAGAAUUAAUUAGGGAAACUUUAUUUUUGCAGUUUAUUUGCUAUAUUACAGGUAAUCUUGAAGUUGAAGUGGCAGUGCCUAAUAGUUUUGAUAUUAAAAUGAGAGCAUAUUUAAAUUUUGAUAAUGAUGAAGAUAUUUCCCUUGUAUUAGAUGCAAUUAGAAGAGAUAAUAUUCAGUUUCAAGAUUUAACACUGAAUGCAAUUCCUGUUUAUCGAAUGACAGUGAUUUGUCCUUCUGAUCAAUAUAAAUGUAUAAAAUCAAAUAUUAAAAGAAGACUAUUUGAAGAAGGUUUAGAAAAUAGAUUGAAGUUGAAAGAAAGUUGGGCAUCAGAUACAGUAUUUCUUAUUUUACUUUCAAAUGAUUUUAUGAUGAUGAAAGAGGCAGAAGUAUUAAUUUCCACUGAAUUGAAAGGGAAGUUAUUGGAAGAUUUAUCUCUUGGCCAUUUAAGGAAAUUGUUUUCCCAUUCAGGUAGACAGUGGUUGAAACAAGCCAGCAAAGCAACAGAAACAUUUAUAAUUCAAAAUUCAAAGCAUAAAACAAUUAGGAUAUGUGGAACAACUGAAAACUAUGAAAAAAUUAAAUUGAAAAUAUAUGAUUAUUUGAAGAACGUAGAAAAUGAAGUAAUAUCUGUUAUUAAUAUUAACCAAGGAGAUAUUUUAAAUCGAUCAGUAAUUAAAGGUUUAAUACAAAAGUAUGGCAUUACUUGCGACGGAUUUCUUGAACAAUUUCAAUUAACAUCCAUAGAAGUAAAUGUUCAAUAUGGUCAGCUGACAUUGCAUGGGAUGUCAAAGUCUAUUACAGAGGCAGUUGAGUAUUUAAAAAAUAUGUCCUGCUCUUCCACAUCAGUUUUGUCUGAUGAAGAUAGAUGUCCAGUUUGUUUCACAGUACCAGUUCCUGGCUUAAGUUAUCGAUUAGAGUUUUGUGGUCAUCUGUACUGUUCUGAUUGUGUAAAGCUUCUGGUUGCAGAACGGAGUAUUCCACUGAAAUGUUGUGAACAAAACUGUGGAAAGGAAUUAGUUAUAGACGACAUUCAGAGCAUAUUAAAUAACAAUGAAGAAGAAUUGAGAAACUUAUUGAAUUCUUCGCUUGAAGAAUUCGUUAGAAAGAAUUAUAAUAAGGUGAGAUUUUGUCCCGGCCCUGACUGUAAAAUGAUUUACAGCAUUCCAAACUCUGAAAAAGAUUCAUUAUGGACCUGUCCACUAUGUGCUGUUGUCAUCUGUUCUCUAUGUGGAUAUAAAGUGCAUCCAGGUAUGUCAUGCGAAAUGGCUAAAGAAAUGAGGAAAGACAUAGAUUAUUCCUUAAAGGUAUGGUUGGCACAAGAUCCUAAAAACAGAAAAGUUUGUCCCUCUCAUUCUUGUCACUCUCCAAUCCAAAAAGAUGGUGGCUGCAAUCAUAUGGUUUGUUGGAAGUGUCAUUGUCACUUAUGUUGGCUUUGUUUACAGAUUUUUCCAGAUGGAAAUUCUGUUUAUAAUCAUUUGCCUUAUUGUGCUUGUAACCAAAGUCCAUUUGCUUAACUGCCUUAGAAGACUUUUAUUGUGACAAAUGUGUAAUUUAUUUUAAUUAUGAAACUUAUAAUCUUUUAAGUGAAGUUAUUUGUUUUUAUAAAUUUUUUCUGGAAUUUUUAUA
This is a messenger RNA of Centruroides sculpturatus (bark scorpion), 4471 nucleotides long. Its product is annotated as ATP-dependent RNA helicase DEAH12, chloroplastic-like. The transcript has 5 exons. Gene Ontology annotation, cellular component: intracellular anatomical structure. The record is from RefSeq and is a predicted model, not a curated record. The coding region runs from base 1 to 4359 and encodes 1452 amino acids. Gene Ontology annotation, molecular function: zinc ion binding; RNA binding. NCBI's taxonomy places the organism in Eukaryota, Metazoa, Arthropoda, Arachnida, Scorpiones, Buthidae.